AUGGCUACCAACUCGCGCUACUUCAACGAUAUGCCCGGGCUGUAUACUCCCUCGCCCUCAAAUGCACGCGCAAAGUCUCAAACGGGCAUUUUUGACACGGCACCUGAAACCUCCGGCCACCUGAUUGAUUCACACGUCCACGAGACCCGCAAGCGUUCCCGAUAUGGCUCCACGGCGCACGAAGCCGCGAUAGGAGGUCCCUGGGGGGAACAUGACUUGAACAACACUCGCUUCAGCGACACCAGAAGUCCGCCUCCGCUUGCGAACGACCGCUACCAACUUGCUGGGGGUAUGGAUGGGACGCACAACAAUACGAGACGAGACGGCGACUACGAUGACUACUUCAACCUCCAGAAGCAGCGCGGCAACUGGUCCGUACCACCUACACCCCAAGUUGGCCUGUCGGGACAGAUCGCAGUUGGCGAGAUGCACACAACACCCAACGAGAGCAAAUCAUGGUCUAUAAUGGGUCUUGUUGGAGGAGUAGCUGGGAAACUUUUCCAGUUCUGCACGGUGCCUUUCCGAGGUUUUCAGGCGGGAGGAGGACCGAGAUACAACAUCGACGCGCAGGAGGAGGUCGCGGCAAAACUUGGGCUCCAAGACGACCCCUAUCAAGCAGGUCCGGUGCAGCAACUACCCCCUGCCCCGAGCGACGACUAUGGAGUCCAGUCCAUAGAAUCCAUCACGCCCGAACGCCCCAGGAUGGCGAAGCGAUUGCGCACAGCAGAUAACUGGGUCGUAGUUGGAACGAACCUGGAGACAGAAUCAAGACCCUCAACACCGCGAUUGUCAGAGCGAAGACUGCCCGAGCGAUCGCCCUCAUUGAUCCCACGCCCUGUAUCACGACCAAACACAGGAACGCCAUCCUACAAGCGACCCUCCCUAAUCCCAGUAUCGCGACGUUCAACAGUCGAGAGACGAUCUUUCUACGGCAGUCCGACAGCCACUCCUAGCUCACACGAACGAGCGCGCUCCUACAGUCGACUAAGCUACGGUUCACCAGCCAUGUUUGAGGACAAGUCAAGCAAAACCUCGAGCCCUCUGCCGAAAGAAAGCCAACGUCUGAUCAACAAAGUGCGGAGAGAAGAGAUCGAGGAAGACGAGCGUAUGCGCAGGAUGAGCUUGCAGAUGACUGCCAUGUUAAGAGAAGCGAAUGAGGCUCUAGGCUCUAAGUUUGAAGUGGAAGAGUACGACGAUCAUAUUGGUGACAAUCAAGGGUACAAUCAGCAACCGAGCUGGUACUCAUAA
This is a messenger RNA of Alternaria atra, 1248 nucleotides long. RefSeq lists its product as uncharacterized. The record is from RefSeq and is a predicted model, not a curated record. Bases 1 to 1248 code for a protein of 415 amino acids. The transcript has a single exon. Lineage: Eukaryota; Fungi; Ascomycota; Dothideomycetes; Pleosporales; Pleosporaceae.